Micropterus dolomieu (smallmouth bass) is the source of this 5197-nucleotide messenger RNA. RefSeq names its product tromal interaction molecule 2a (gene stim2a). NCBI's taxonomy places the organism in Eukaryota, Metazoa, Chordata, Actinopteri, Centrarchiformes, Centrarchidae. Bases 529 to 3699 code for a protein of 1056 amino acids. Gene Ontology annotation, cellular component: endoplasmic reticulum; plasma membrane. Gene Ontology annotation, biological process: intracellular calcium ion homeostasis; store-operated calcium entry; activation of store-operated calcium channel activity. The transcript has 12 exons. The record is from RefSeq and is a predicted model, not a curated record. Gene Ontology annotation, molecular function: calcium ion binding; calcium channel regulator activity; protein binding.
AGAGAAGGAGUCUGCACCCUUAAAAGGAUUAUGGGCCUAUGCUGUCUUCCAAUCUAAACAUCAUCUGACCAAAAAAUAGUGUUUUCAUGCGUUUCCUGAGAUCUGCUGCGCGUGUGGUUAUGACACUGGAUUUUAAUAAUGAUGGAUGAGCCUCAGGACUUUUUCUCAGGACUUUGUUUUUACACCUAGUUUGGAUUUUUAGCAAUAUUAUUUGUAUUAUUGAAUACAACUGCCCACUUUUGCAGUAUUUUUACGCACAUCCCUCCUGUGUUUGGAUGACUACUGCAGACUUUCUGAAGUGUGUUGGAACUUUUUGUUCAUACAUUUCAAUUACCCAGCUUGCCUGGUUUGUCAAGUGAAUCAUCGGUUUCACGUCUCGCUUCUGGCUGUACCCAUAAUAGCAACACAGAUUGCUUAACACUUCUCGCAGUCUGUCGCUGGUGCCUCCUGAAUGUGGGUCGGUACCGCAUGUUCUUUCUUCAUCUUCAGUUUCUCAACUCUUGACGACAAUAUAAUCUACCAUCUGAAAUGCUGCCUCUGUCCGCUCUGUUCCUCCUCGUUUUCCCCGCUGCUCUCUUUGUGGCCGCGCAAGGAGCCGGGGACCUCCAGGGUUUCACCUUCCCCGGUGGGAGCGCAGUUUUCGACCCAACAGACCCCUGCAUGGUGGUGUCUCCACCAUGUAUGAGCGAGGCAGAUCGCUACAGCUUGGAGGCCCUGCGGAGCAUCCAUCAGAUGAUGGACGAUGACCAGGAUGGAGGGAUUGAGGUGGAGGAGAGUGUGGAGUUCAUUAUUGAAGACAUGAAGCAGCAGCAGACCAACAAACACAGCAACCUGCACAGAGAAGACCAGCACAUCACAAUUGAGGAGCUCUGGAGGGGUUGGAAGUCAUCUGAAGUACAUAACUGGACUCAAGAUGAUGUGCUUCGCUGGCUGAAGGACUUUGUUGAGUUGCCACAAUAUGAGAGGAACUUUAAAGACUAUAAGGUCAACGGAAACACACUCCCCAGGAUUGCAGCUAAUGAGCCUUCAUUCCUGAGUGGCCACCUGAGGGUUCAGGAUCAGAGAGACAAACAGAAGCUCAAUAUCAAAGCUCUGGAUGUAGUUCUGUUUGGACCGCCUACACGCCCCCCUCAUAACUACAUGAAGGACCUGGUGCUAAUUGUUUCGGUGGUGAUGGGAGUUGGAGGAUGCUGGUUUGCCCAGGCCCAGAACAAAGCCAGUAAAGUCCACAUAAGCAAGAUGAUGAAAGAUUUGGAAAGUCUGCAGAGUGCUGAACAGAGCCUCAUAGAUCUGCAGGAGCAACUGGAGCGAGCCCAGGAAGAAAAACGUAAUGUCGCUGAGGAAAAACUGAACCUAGAGGAGAAGAUGAGGGAUGAGAUAAUGGGAGCACAGGAGGAGGCUUACCGUCUGCACGAGCUGAGGCAGGGAGCUGUCAGUGAGCUCAGCCGCCUCCGAUAUGCAGAGGAAGAGCUGGAGCAGGUCCUUGGAGCACUUAAGCAGGCGGAGAUGGACAUGCAGGCUAGCUGGACUGCCUCAGAGGCUCUCCAGCAGUGGCUGCAGCUGACACAUGAAGUAGAAGUCCAGUACUACAAUGUCAAGAAGCAGAGUGCAGUACUACAGCUUGUCUCUGCCAAGGAAGAGGCAGAGAAGAUUAAGAAGAAGAGAAGUUCUGUGCUGGGUACUCUCCAUGUCGCCCACAGCUCCUCUCUAGACCAUGUUGACCACAAGAUCCUGGAGGCAAAGAAUUCCUUGUCUGAAGUAACAGCCUGCCUACGCGAGCGCCUCCAUCGCUGGCAGCAGAUUGAGCGCAUCUGUGGCUUUCCAAUAAUUAGGAAUCCUGGUCUAGCAAACCUCACUGCUCAGCUCUACUCAGACUCAGUUGCCCUUGGGUUGCCCCGAGUGCCCCAGCCAUCUUGCUCUUGCCACAGCUCCGUCCAUGGAUCUAUAGAGGAUCUGUUAGAAGAGUCUGCUUCUCCAAUCUUGCCACAGAUGCAAGUUCCGGUUCCACCACUGAAACGCUCUCCCAAAACACGGGGAUCCACCAUAUGUCGGUCACGUCGUACCGGCAACAUCACUCAGCCCCCAGCCUCCAUGAUCUCCUCGGACCCAGACCUUCUCAUCCCCAUCCGAGCCCCAUACCCUUGCUUUGAUGAGGAAGAGGGGCUCUUCCUGAAAACUCUAAAAAAACAAGAAUCCCAAGAGAUGCCUUCAGACACAGAAUAUAUGACUUCACCUACUCUCAACAAAAUGUUGCCUAGUCCUACUGAUGACACUUCCUCUCAAAAGCUCUGUCAUGAUGAAACUGAGCUGCUUUCAGACAGCUCCAUUACAAAGCCUUUGAGUAAAGAAGUAGAAGAUGUUAUAGAAACUCCAGUUCACCAACUCUCUAUACCAGAAGCUUCUGUAGAUGUUUCCUGCAGAAAGCUGGCAAAAGAAGUGUUGGAUACUUCUCCGGAAACCUCUUCUUUGAAGAUGUCCAAAGAAGAGUCUUUGAUAGAGGCUACAUCAAGGAAGAUAUCCAGAGACUGGAGUGAAGUUCCCAAGAAUGUUGCAGUUAGAAAGGUGCUGUCCAAUGAGUUGGAUGCAGAAUUUCCAGCCUGGAGAGUAGACAGAGAUGCAAUAGGGGAUUUGAUGGACACUGCGUCAAGGAAUGUAUACAAAGAAAGAAGUGAUUUACCUCUUGAUGUGAGAAAGAUUAUUUGGAACGAAUUAGAAGCAACAACAGACGUGGCAUCUAGGAAGAUAUCAAGAGAUAUGAUGGGGGCUUCAAUGGACAGUGCCUCAAGAAAGAUGAUACGAGAUGAUGUUGAGCGUCCGUUUGACUCGGUAUCCAGAAGGACUACAAGAGAUUCAAUGGGAAUGUCACUAGACACAGGUUCUAGGAAGCUUUCAUGGAAUAAAGGGGAAUGCCAGCAUGAUUCCUCUGUGAGGGCAUUAGCAAUGGACAAAAUGGUUGAGACUACUAGAACACUAUCAAGAAAGAUUUCUAGAGAUGAGCUGGAGUAUUCUAUAGAUACUUCUUCCAUGAAGAUGCUGCCCAGAGAGAGAUAUGAAGCACUUAUGGAUAAUGCGUCUCCUACAGAGAAGCAAGAGUUCAGUUUAGAACCAUCAACAAGUAGGAGGAUACUGAGAGAUGAACUUGAGAUGUCUGCUGGUUCUCUCAGAAGGAGAAUAUCAAGAAUGGCAAGAGAUGACAUCGACAGUUGCAUAGACACUCCCACAGGAAAAGUCUCAUGGGAUAGAGUUGGUGCUCCAAUGGAAAUACCCAAACAAUUAAAACUAAGGGAGGAGUUGGGAGCAUCCGAAUCAAGUUCAUCUCCAAGUCGAAUUGGACAGCCAGACCUUAUGGUAACCUCCCAGGUGCCAUGGAAGUCAUCAUCAGACGUUUUCACUGGCCCGCUGAGCCAGCUUGUUUAUGAUGGAAUCCUUGAGAAGUCCUGCAACUCCAUGGCUGCAAACCCAACCAACUUCUCUGCCUCAACACCCAACCUGCCACAGAGCAAGCCCCUAGCAGAGGUGGAGCCACCAUUGCCACCACGAAGGAUUGCCUGCCCAUCUGCUGCAUUGGCCCGUGAGACUGGAGAUGACAGGCACAAGGAUAAGGAAAAGAGUAAGAAAUCCAUAAAGCUCAAAAAUCUUUUUAAAAAGAAACCUGAGUCAACUCCAGAGAAGCUUCAAAGUGGUCUUCAGAAACUCUGACAAUGAGCUUAGAAUGUUUUCUUAUUUUCAUGUUUUUACAUUUUAUUGAACCAAAAAUAGUUUGACUUCAUUGAAGAAAUCUUCUAGAGAAAAGACACAAAGUUUUAUAAAGCAUAAGGUUACCUAAAGCUGGUCGUUUUCAGAGCCAGUGGUGUCCAGAAUAACAAAAUGAAAGUAGAGUAAGAGAAACAAAUACAAUAUUGAUGUUUCUAUUCUGAGUUUGAUGUUAAAAGUGCUGACAGAAUCAUAAUACAUGUAUGAUGCCAGUUGCACAUGUGAGGAGAUCAAAAUAGCUCUCAGUGUUUGAUAGUUUUUAUAUAACUUAUUUUAUAUUUGAUCCUGAUCUCUUGUCUGUUAUUAAGUCUUAUGUAGAUAUAUGGUUGAUACCAUAUAUUAUCUUAGAUGCAGAUUAUUUGAGGUUUUGCCUAUAGUUGAAGGAUUAGAUGAUGUUUAAACUGAUACUGCUCUUCUGUAUAACAGAGUUAAUGCUUGUAUUAAAGUCAAAUCUCCACUUGUUCACAAAGACAUAGGGCUCAGUUGGAAAAAUGUGAUGUCACAUAUUUUCUCACAUAUUGUUUAUAGAAAGAGGUGUGUUGGGAGGAUCAGUUGUAGCAGGAAGCCUUGGACAAAGUUUAGACAACCUCUUUUUAUCUCCAGAAUGAUCAAAGGUUCAAAUGUCAUUUGCAGUCAACGUCAGCAUUUUUAAGGUGUGGUUCACCAGCUAAAUUUAGCUGAAAUUGGCAUAAAUAAAUUGUUCACUCAUACACAUGCUGCCAUAAUUGAAAGUGGUGGCUGCAUUUUUUUUUUUUUUGCAGCCUCUACCAUUCAGUCACAACAUUGUUGUGGUGCAGUGGGGCAUUUUUAAAAACUGGAGUACCAGGAACAAAAAAAUACCCCACAGGUUUGGCAAUGGGUCAGGUUUAACAAAGCCAAGAUUGGUCCAUUUAAAAAAGGAUUUGUCCUGACCCUGAUCCUGUGGAUCGGCUCAGUACAACCCACAUUUUAAUGAAAAUGUACUGCUUUGAUUUGUCAAAUGCUCAUGAACAGUUUGCUUGCAAACUGUUUUUAAAUUUAUUUUUCAGAUGUGUGCAUUUAAAUGCAUAUUUUUAAUGCUUGAAUUGUUGAUGUAGGAUUUAUGUUUCUUCUAUUGUUUACUGGCAUACAUUCAGUACCUUAAGAAGUUUAUUUUAAUUCAAAUAAUUCAGAAAUGUAGCUUCAAUUGAUUUAUGAAUUGCUUACUAGAAAAGUAAUUUAGUUCUUUGUUUUAGUGACAAGUGUAAGGAAUAUAUAAAUACAAUGUUUUACAUUGUCUUAGACAAGGACAAGCACUGAAUUGUAAAGUUAAUGUAGUAGAGUUCAUAGUCUGUUAUCUGAUGGUUUAUUAACAUCUGAUGAUGGCAAAAUUAUUAACAUUUAUUAACAUCUGAUGAUGGCAAAAUAAACAAGGUGGUGACAUUAAAUGUUGUGUAUUGUUCUAUAAUAAAGAACUGAAACAAUA